Nothobranchius furzeri (turquoise killifish) is the source of this 2945-nucleotide messenger RNA. It is a transcript of the gene kcng3, whose product is annotated as potassium voltage-gated channel, subfamily G, member 3. Gene Ontology annotation, molecular function: delayed rectifier potassium channel activity. NCBI's taxonomy places the organism in Eukaryota, Metazoa, Chordata, Actinopteri, Cyprinodontiformes, Nothobranchiidae. Gene Ontology annotation, cellular component: membrane; voltage-gated potassium channel complex. Gene Ontology annotation, biological process: potassium ion transmembrane transport; protein homooligomerization. The record is from RefSeq and is a predicted model, not a curated record.
UGGGGUGGAGAGUCUCAGGCAACAGAGGCAGAAAGAGAGGAGAGAGUGAGGCAGAGGGAAUAGUUGCCUCCACAGGAACCCAGCCAAGGUCCAGUUCCACUCCCGACGAACCACGCCCCGGGGACAAUGGAGAUCACAAGCUCCCCCAACUACUGUGAUGGAGGUGGGGAUGGACUGUGAAGCAGAGGAGUACUAGUCUGGCACUGGUUGUUUGUGAAGAUGAAGUUCGGAAACAGCAUAUGUGUGCUGAAUGUAGGGGGGACCCGUUACGCAUUCACCAGUGAGGUGAUCAGGGAUUUCCCUCUCCGGCGCGUCAGCCGCUUACAUGCUUGCGCAACUGAGAAAGAGGUGCUGGAACUGUGCGACGACUACGACCGGGACCGGAAUGAGUUUUUCUUCGACCGCCACGCGCAGGCUUUUGUGUUCAUUAUGCUGUACGUGCGCUCCGGUAAACUCCGGUUUGUUCCCGGUGUGUGCGAGCUGUCCUUCUACACGGAGAUGCUCUACUGGGGGCUGGAGAGCGCACACUUGGACUCCUGCUGCCAGAAACGCUUGGACGACAGGAUGUCCGACAUCGGAAUGGACAGUUUGUCAGAGGGGGACAUCGUAAUGUCAGGGGACGAGCCUCACAGUCCAGACGAGACGGUCCCACAGACUGGUUGCGCUAAAUGGCUUGAGAAGGUGCGAAGAACAUUUGAGGAGCCAGACUCUUCCCUUGCAGCGCAGAUUUUGGCUUCGGUGUCCGUGAUAUUUGUCAUUGUCUCCAUGGUCAUGCUGUGCGCAAGCACGCUGCCGGAUUGGGACACAGCUAAGAGGAAAACAGUGGAAGAGCACAGCCUGUCCUCUCGAGGAAGUCCCGAGGAGGCCAUUUUCUAUAUAAGGAUAGUGGAGGCAGUGUGCAUUGGCUGGUUCACAGCUGAGUGCAUUGUGCGCUUUCUGGUGGCCAGAGACAAGUGUGACUUCAUCCGUCAUCCCCUAAACAUCAUCGAUGUGAUUGCCAUAACCCCCUACUAUGUCACCAUGGCGAUGGCCGGUGCAGGGAUGCCGGGUGCCGGGCUCGGGGUCGUUGGAGUGACACUGCGAGUGCUGAGGAUGAUGAGAGUGUUCUGGCUCAUGAAGCUGGCCAGGCACUUCCUGGGGCUGCAGACACUGGGGCUGACUCUCAGGCGCUGCUACAGGGAGAUGGUCAUGCUGAUGGUGUUUGUCUGCGUUGCCAUGGCGAUAUACAGUGCUUUGGCACAGCUACUCGAGCAUGGCUUGGACUUGGGCUCACGGAACAACGAUUAUGCCAGCAUCCCAGCUGCCGCCUGGUGGGUCAUCAUCUCCAUGACUACAGUGGGAUACGGGGACGUGUACCCAGUGACUAUUGGGGGACGAGUACUCGGGGGAAUGUGUGUCGUGAGCGGGAUUGUUCUCCUGGCGCUGCCCAUCACAUUCAUCUACCACAGCUUUGUACAGUGCUACCACGAACUGAAACUCCGCUCUGCUAGAUACGCACGCAGUCUGUCUGCAGAGGUGCUGCGAUGAAGAUGCGCUCAUGCCAAACGCAUGGCCUUGCUGCUUCAGACACAAACACAACAGAACAGAAGACUCUUGUUGAUUUAGCAACUGUGACCUGACUGUUUCCUGAUUUUAUUUUCUUGCUAUGUCUAGUUUCAGAUCUCUAAUCAUUGUCUUCAACCAGCAAAAGCUCCAACUCAAAAUGUGAGCAUAACAAAAGAGGAAUUUAUUGAACAGACACAGGUAAAGCAAGUCCCAUUUUGUCAGUAGUUGCUGUUUACACUGUAUUCCCAUGGUUACCGCUCAGGCAGAGAUGGCUGCAUCAACUAAGGUGUGUGUGUUUGUUUGUCUGGAUGUCAGCUGCUCAACGUUUCAGAGAUUUACACCCAGAUGGAGCAAGUUACACAAGAUUGAUGUGUGACCUAGAUGCAUUCGGCUAAACUGGUGUGAAAUCAAGAGAAAGAGCGAACAACUGCUAGCAAAGUGGAGAUGUAUUCGACAUGACUCAGAGGACUUGCUUUGGAUGAGCUAAAGCCGACAAUAAUAAAAUAUGGGUACAGGCCAGGAGGGAGUAUGAAGUGUCAGACAAUAACAUGUAGCCAGAUUUGACAGGGCAGGUGGAGCGCGAAACCUAGGAUAAAAACCAUCAUACUCAACAAAAAGGACAGAAUCUGGACAACGCCUCAGCACAAAGAAUGAAUAGAAGCGUCUGUAUAUGUGAGUGAAUGUAGGCAUUUUGUGUUUCUCUGUCUCCAAGGCAACCACAUCCUCUAACAUGCCAAUCAUAAUGGUGGGUUGAUUUCUGUGCACACAAAUAGGCUACAUCCACGCACACCUCCUGGCUGGCACACCACAGUUCUGUCUUGGGACUAUGUGGAAUAAAGUUUAGGAAAAAAAAGAAAACAACAAGUGUGUAAAAAAACUGAGCAGCCGAGUCUGUCACAAAUGAUGGUUCUGACAUUCAUAGUUCACAUUUGCAGCGUUCAUCAUUGCCAAGAAGAUACGAUUUGUUGAAGAGAUACAUGAUCCAAACAAACAAGUCAACACCUCUCCCACACAACAGUCUUUCUCUACAUCUCUUCUCUUCCUCCUGUUGCAGUCAACCAUUCUGUCUUUACACAUGGCCGUAUUAUGAUCCAACUCCUUUGCAAAUCUGUUGAGGAUCUCGAUAAAUUUUAAACACACAUGUAUGUUUCAUGUUUUCAGCACAGCUCUGUAUCCGUUUAGUGUGUGUAUUUAUGACAUCUGAAACGUCUUGUGAUUUUUAAGCAGAGUUCUAAUAUUAAACAGAACACAGUCAAUAUGAACCACCUUUAAUGCAUAAACCAUGUAGCAUUGUUAUAGUUUUAGGCAAAGUUAUUUGAAAACGUCUGUCAAAAUGUUUUCCCAUCAAUUCUGGUAAUGUGAUCAGUGUUUGAGCUUUUCUAAUAAAAUCAUUAUGUGCA